AUUAUUAUUAUUAUUAUUACGAUAUCCCAAUUCCUAGGCCCCGACGGACUCCGUAGAGUGGCGCUCGCGGAUGGCACUGAAAGCUUUCAUUUGCCGGCCAUGUUGCGUAUCGGCGGCGAUUCCUCCCUCGAUUGAACCUUCUUGGAGGUCUUCUUUCUUCGUCGGUCAACUUCUCGAAAUCUCCAUCCCAAACCCCCCUUCAGGAGAGUAUACUCUGAAGAGACCAGGCAUCAUUGUAUCGAAGAAAUUGUCAGGACUGGAGGAGGCUGUACGAAUUCAAAGGUCAAGAGAACUACAUGGUUCAAUAAAAUUAAGAAAAAGGGCACCGUUAAGGCGUGGAAAAGUUUCUGGAAGGCUUCCUGUUCCUGAUCACAUCUGUAGACCUCCAUAUGUUGAUUCAGGCUUGUUGCCGGAACUAUCUAGGGAGCAUCAAUUACAUGAUGAUGAGGGUAUUUCUCGCAUGAAGGCUGCCUGUGAACUUGCGGCCCGCGUCUUAGAUUAUGCAGGAACAUUGGUUAGACCAUCCGUAACGACAAAUGAAAUUGAUAAAGCAGUUCACAAUAUGAUAAUUGAUGCUGGGGCUUAUCCUUCCCCACUUGGGUAUGGUGGAUUUCCCAAAAGUGUUUGCACAUCAGUAAAUGAAUGCAUGUGCCAUGGGAUACCUGAUUCCCGCCAACUACAGGAUGGGGACAUCAUAAACAUCGAUGUCACUGUUUAUCUGAAUGGUUAUCAUGGGGACACAUCAAAAACAUUUCUAUGUGGAAAUGUCAACGAAUUGACAAAGCGUCUAGUCAAAGUGGCUGAAGAAUGCCUAGAGAGGGCCAUAUAUGUUUGCAAAGAUGGUGCAAACUUUAAGAAGAUUGGCAAAAGAAUAAGCGAGCAUGCUGAAAAAUAUGGCUAUGGUGUUGUGGAGCGUUUUGUUGGUCAUGGUGUAGGGACAGUAUUCCAUUCUGAGCCACUCAUCUUGCACCAUCGUAAUGAUGAAUCGGGCUGCAUGGUUGAAGGUGAAACAUUUACCAUUGAGCCGAUCCUAACCAUGGGAAGUACUGAAAACAUUACUUGGGAUGACGGGUGGACGACUGUAACUGCAGAUGGUAGUCGUGCCGCACAGUUUGAGCACACAAUUUUGAUCACCAGGACUGGCGCAGAGGUUUUAACAAAAUGCUGAGGUCAUAGUCCCAUACAAAAGGCUCUUAAUCACUAUAAUGGAUGAACUGAUUGCAUGCUAUCUUGUUCCACAUCAUUGGAGAGACACAUGGAUGCUAGCUAUUGCUGUCACAGCCCCAACCAAGGGAUCUUAAACGAGACAGAAUUUUCAGUUAAUAUGAAGCAUCGAUGGCAUAAUUAGUGCUAGAAACACAGUGGCCAUUUAUAAUGCCUGGGAUUUUGUAAUCUGAUGAUUAUUUAUGUGUGUUUUUUUUACUGAUAUUAAACACCAAGAAGUUGAGCAC
Molecule: messenger RNA, 1451 nt
Organism: Zingiber officinale
Lineage: Eukaryota; Viridiplantae; Streptophyta; Magnoliopsida; Zingiberales; Zingiberaceae
Product: methionine aminopeptidase 1B, chloroplastic-like
Exons: 12
Coding region: 71-1168 (365 amino acids)
Biological process (GO): proteolysis
Molecular function (GO): metalloaminopeptidase activity
Source: RefSeq, a predicted model, not a curated record